CUCAAGAGUGUUGACGUUGAUGGCUGACGUAUCAGCGCGGCCGACCCCCGCCGCUGCUUGUGCCGAGCCGGUUCAAACCAUCACGUUUGAGUCCCCCGUGCAUGAGCCGCACGAGGCCGCCACCUUCCGCCUCGGGUCUUCCCGGAGUCACCACCACGCAGACGAUGUGCUGGAGGCGAUUGCCGAGGAGGCUGCUGACGUGCCGACCUUACAUGCAGUGACGUCUUCAUUGCAAGAGAAUCAUGGAGACGCGGAGAAGAAGACUGGCGGUGCCUCUGGUCACGACUCUAGUGGUGUUGUUGUCAAUGCCGAUUCGGAUGAGCCUGUGGUGACGAAACUCAUUCCUGAUUCAGCCAGUGGCACGCACUCAUCCCUGCCGAUGAUGUUCUGCCAGCCUCAUGAUUAUUGCGACGAGGAACUUGUGGGAGAAGUGGCUGCUGCUGAGAAAGAGGCGGCAGAGGUGGAGGUGCGGCUGGACUCGCCUCGAAAGGAUGAUGUCCUCGACGCCAAGCAGGGACACAGUCGACCCCUUGCCCAGCCCCAUGCUGUCGCUGCUGCUGCCGCGUCCGUGAGCGUGCGCGGGCCGCCUGUGCAGCAGUCUGAUGUGUUGCAGAACCUGCUGGAUGCCUAUUCUCGUGAGGAGGGCGACAAGUGGGGCAAGGGAGGAUGGCAGGCCUCAGCGCCAAGGUGGGUGAGAUCUGUCAGCAGCACGACACUCUUCUGCAUUCAUCGAUAUGUGUGCGCGUACUCCCUCUCGUCCACUCAGGGUGCCGACGAAUCGCCGCCUUUCCUUCGUCGACCUUCGCUCAGCGGUCCAUCGAGAGGUGAUCCAUGAGAUGGAAGAAGCGGCCAACAAAGAAGACGCGACGACCAAGAAGAAGCCUCCCGCCACCCGGCGCUUCCUCAAUCCUCGAGGCCUCACACCCAAGCUGACCAAGCAGGAGGACCUUCUCCCAGCCCGCACACGGUCUCUCCACAGCCCUCCUCCACCCAGGUCCGCCACCAGACCAGCGCCAAAGAAGCCGCCUGUGCGUCGUUUGUUCGGGACGGUAAUAGAGCAGCGCACGAGUGUGCUGGAAACCAGGGAGAAAGAGGACAACCGGAGGAGCGCACGGGAGAGGGGCAGGAGCAGUGUGGGUAGGAAGAGGAGUCCCACCGCUCCCCUACCGUCACCUCAGGCGACUGGGCGCCGACUCACCUUGAAGGACGAAGCAGGAAAGGUAAGGAGACCGAUAAGGACAUCAUGUCGCUUUCAUGGCUAUGUCUCUCUGUUCUCAGACCGCAGCGACCGUAGCGAGCACGUCCGUCACGCUGCGAUGGCCUGUCAAGAACUCUCCCGAAGGCUUCCGCUGGCCCAAUCGCAUCGAGCCCAUCUCCCUCGACGACCUGACCAGCCCACGGUCCGAGGACGUCGCCACGCAGAAGCUGCCCCCGACUCGCGAGAAGAAGCCAUCCUUUUUCGGGCCGCUCAGGACGGUGGUGCUGGACACACCUGCAGUGAAGGACGCUGUUCCCAAGGAAGCCAGCCAGACCCCGCCGAAGGCUCCCAUCCCCAACAGCAACGAGGCCCCAGCCAACACAGAAAAGGCAGAAGGAGAGGGAGAGGGAGGGAUGGCGGAAGGGGUGGUCUCCACCCCCGUGCCGCCCAUCCACUACCCAUAUGUGUGUCCGCCUUUCCCUGGUGUGCCCCGCCACUCGUUUGCUGCACCCCGCAACGUGUCAACGCCCCACCUACACAAGGCUGUCCCCGUCGCCGUCCCGCCUGCUGCGGCUCACGCGAUUGUCCCCCCGAGACGGUCGGAGACGGGCACGAGAGUUGUGCGGAUGCCGUCCCAUGGGCCGCCAAUGCGCCGCCCACUCAGUCAAGGAACUUCAAUGCGGCGGGCGCCCAGCCUGCCUCGGUCUGGCUCUCUUGGUGGCUUCUUCCAGAUGCCUGUGUCUCGACCCCCGUCUCGCCACCACCAUUUGCCGCUCCCCCUGCCUCGGCCUCACUCGCCGCGUGUCAAGAGCAAGCCCCAGGCUGGAGUGCGGACGUGGGUGGUGAUGGGGCAGCCCCGUGUGCUUGGAGUGCGUCGUCUGCCGGCGGUGUGGGCCAACGGCGGCUGGCAGGCAGCACCCACAGAGGCGUCCUUGGUGCAGAAGCAGGGCAAAGGCGGCCAGGAGUGAUGGAGGACAACUUCGGAAGGGCCACCUGGUUGCAUGUCGCAGGGACGCCCAGCCUCAUGCAUGCCACCUUCUGAAUGGAUGAUGCGUGAGAUUUUGUUUGGACGGAUCCCGUGACUGACAGAGGAUGAGACAGAACGUGCAGCGAAUCAAAUGGAUUGAACUAAU
Molecule: messenger RNA, 2331 nt
Organism: Vitrella brassicaformis
Lineage: Eukaryota; Vitrellaceae
Source: the annotation of a GenBank genome assembly